AUGGAUCGAGUUGAUGGAUAUAACGUCUACAUUGGCAGUCUCUUUGCUCUUCGAAACCAGGACGCCCUGAAAGAGGCCAACAUCACGCAUGUCGUCUCUGCCGUGGGACCAAAGGAGCGGCCAUCAGCGAUUAGCAGCCUGCAAAGCUACGACGGCCUCCGGGGGCAUCUUACCCUAGACCUCAUCGACCAGGACAAGGAGAACAUCAUCCAGCAUUUUCCGCAGGCUGUUCAGUUCAUAAAGGCGGCCAUUGCCGAUGGAGGCGCUGUCUUGGUCCACUGCGGUUUGGGAGAAUCCCGGUCAGCUACAAUUGUUCUUGCAUACAUGCUCUACCAGGCUCGUCCGAGGUUGGCCCCUGGAGACGCCCUGCUUGUCCUUAGAGGCAGCCGGGCUAGAUGCCAACCAAAUGCCGGGUUUACUGAGCAGCUGGCGCUCUACCAUCAGAUGGGAUGUCCCAAAAUACUCGAAGACCAGAUCUUAUAUCAACAGUUUCUCAGUAUCGAGACAUGA
This is a messenger RNA of Trichophyton rubrum CBS 118892, 510 nucleotides long. RefSeq lists its product as uncharacterized. Bases 1 to 510 code for a protein of 169 amino acids. Gene Ontology annotation, cellular component: nucleus. The record is from RefSeq and is a predicted model, not a curated record. Gene Ontology annotation, biological process: protein dephosphorylation. NCBI's taxonomy places the organism in Eukaryota, Fungi, Ascomycota, Eurotiomycetes, Onygenales, Arthrodermataceae. The transcript is spliced from 3 exons. Gene Ontology annotation, molecular function: protein tyrosine/serine/threonine phosphatase activity.